Phaeodactylum tricornutum CCAP 1055/1 is the source of this 937-nucleotide messenger RNA. RefSeq lists its product with no specific name. The coding region runs from base 41 to 820 and encodes 259 amino acids. The transcript has 2 exons. The record is from RefSeq and is a predicted model, not a curated record. NCBI's taxonomy places the organism in Eukaryota, Bacillariophyta, Bacillariophyceae, Surirellales, Neidiaceae.
AAUCAACAAAAAAGCAAACAAAGUUAUUCCAGCGUUAACCAUGGCACCCAAGAAAGGAACCAAAAAGGGCGACGCCAAGCCGAAAAAGGCGGUGGCCGACCCGCUCUUUCCCUCCCGUCCGCGCAACUUUGGCAUCGGUAACGAUAUUCGCCCCGCCGGUCGCGAUCUUUCGCGUUUCGUGCGAUGGCCUCGUUACGUCCGCAUUCAGCGUCAGCGUGCGGUUCUCUACCAGCGACUCAAGGUCCCUCCGGCCGUCAACCAGUUCACCAAGGUGAUUGGCAAGAACGAAGCCAUGACCGUCUUUACGCUGCUCAACAAGUACCGCCCGGAAACUCCCGCCGCCAAGAAACAGCGUAUCAAGGAAGCCGCUGCUGCUGGUGGAAAAGAUGCCGGUAGCAAGGCCCCGCAUCAAGUCAAGUACGGACUCAAGCAUAUUACCACGUUGGUGGAAGAAAAGAAAGCCCAGCUUGUGUUGAUCGCCAACGACGUUGAUCCCCUCGAGCUUGUCAUGUGGUUGCCUGCCCUCUGCCGCAAAAUGGGAGUCCCCUUUAUGAUUGUCAAGGACAAGGCUCGUCUCGGAGCCUUGGUGCACAUGAAGACGGCUGCCGCGGUGGCUUUGACUGGUGUCGACAAAGCGGACGAAAAACAGCUCGAACUGCUCAAGUCCCUCGGUACCGAAAAGUACAACGACAAUCCGGAACUGCUCCGCAAGUGGGGAGGUGGUAAAAUGGGUCUCAAGACUCAAGCCAAACUCGACAAGCGUGCCAAGGCCGUGGCCAUUGAAGAAGCCAAGAAGUUGGCCUCUUUGGGACGCGCCUAAUUGGACAGCCAACCGCAUGGUUGUGACGCUCUUUGUAACGAUAGACUAUACAUACCAGUUGAGACUGUUGACACUGUUGCCCCGGCACAGUCGAGGUUACACUUAAAUGCCUUUGUU